CAACUCCAGGGUUGCCAGCACAUGGUAAAAUCCCCCAUAGGAAGAGUAGGUCAAGCGGUGUGGGGACAAGUUGCAGCGGCUUUGAGUAGCUGCUGCUUGAAGAUUGGAAAGAGUUUGAGGUUUUGCGAUUGAAUACCGGAGAGGUGACAGUUCUCAAACAGCACUCGUCGACAUGAGUGGGAGCCCAGACGUCAGUUUUGAUCCCAAAGAGCACCAACAUCUGCGUUACAACCCCUUGCGGGACAGCUGGGUCCUGGUGUCAGCCCAUCGCAUGAAGAGACCUUGGGCGGGUCAGGUAGAAAAACCUCCUGAGGAACACAUACCUAGAUAUGACCCCCGCAACCCGCUCUGUCCCGGGAAUACACGUGCAAACGGAGAGGUAAAUCUAGACUAUGAAAGCACAUUUGUCUUUGAGAAUGACUUUCCCGCUCUUCAGCCAGAUGCUCCAGAUCCUGGUUUGGAUCAACAUCCAUUGUUCCAGUGUAAAGCUGCCAGGGGUGUCUGUAAGGUCAUGUGUUUCCAUCCCCGGUCUGACAUCACCCUUCCACUCAUGAAAAAAGAAGAGGUUGUCAAGGUCAUUAACCAGUGGGCGGAUCUUGUCGAAGAACUAGGCGCUACCUACCCCUGGGUACAGAUCUUUGAGAAUAAAGGAGCCAUGAUGGGUUGUUCAAAUCCACAUCCUCACUGUCAGGUGUGGGCCAGCAACUUCCUGCCUAAUGAGCCAGCUACCUCAGACCGCUGUCAGAGAGCAUAUUAUGAGAAACAUGGAGAGCCGCUGCUGCUGCAAUAUGCCAAGCAAGAGGCAGAGAAAAAGGAACGUGUGGUGGUGGAGAAUUCUGAUUGGCUGGCAGUGGUUCCAUAUUGGGCAACGUGGCCCUACCAGAUGCUGCUGUUACCACGACGACAUGUCCUCAGAAUCAGUGACCUGACAGCGGAGGAGAGGGAGGGUCUGGCUGACAUUAUGAAGCGACUGCUGACCAAGUAUGACAAUCUGUUUGAAGUCUCAUUCCCCUACUCCAUGGGCUGGCAUGGAGCCCCUACUGGUCCCUGUUUAAAGGAAAACAACUCCCACUGGCAGCUGCAUGCUCAUUACUACCCUCCUCUGCUGCGCUCAGCCACAGUAAAGAAAUUUAUGGUGGGGUAUGAAAUGCUGGCCCAGGAGCAGAGAGACCUCACCCCUGAACAGGCUGCUGAGAAACUAAGAAACCUGCCAGACGAGCACUAUAAAACCAGAGAAAACCAAGAAAAAGGAGAAGCAAAGGAAAAUGAUGGGCAAGAAGGAAAGUGAAAGGACCUAUGUGAUGUGUGGAUAAAAGGAAGAACUGUUCAAACAGGAGACCAGUUUUGUUUCAUCCUUUUUGGAAAUGUGAAGUUGAAGUACUGCUUUAGAAUUACGAUCAAAAACAUGAAAUCAAAGUGCCUCUGCCGGCACAGAUUAAACAUAUUCUACUUACACAA
Molecule: messenger RNA, 1458 nt
Organism: Monopterus albus (swamp eel)
Lineage: Eukaryota; Metazoa; Chordata; Actinopteri; Synbranchiformes; Synbranchidae
Gene: galt
Product: galactose-1-phosphate uridylyltransferase
Exons: 12
Coding region: 173-1288 (371 amino acids)
Biological process (GO): beta-D-galactose catabolic process via UDP-galactose, Leloir pathway
Cellular component (GO): cytoplasm
Molecular function (GO): UDP-glucose:hexose-1-phosphate uridylyltransferase activity; zinc ion binding
Source: RefSeq, a predicted model, not a curated record